AUGCUGCGCUGGUCACGACUCUCACGAUGGCGACUGCCGCCGCCAUUAUUAGUGCCUGUACGUGGUGUCCGCUGCCGGGCCCACCCCCACAUCGACAAGAAGCUCGGCACGACAUACACUGAAAUCGUCGACGGACAGGAGAUUGAACGUACAGUCUUCCAAACACCCGAGGAGAUGACGGCGAUGGAAGCGCGAGCGCGGAGCGAGAUCGAGGCGUUGUUGGCCAGCUCGCGUCCAGAGGGGGAAGAGGGAGCUGAGAUUGAGGAGAUGGAUGAGGAGCAAGUUGAGGAAGCGGAUGAGCCGCAGGUCAAGAUCGUGCGUAUCGUCGACGGGCGGGCUGUCGAGGUGCUCCACGAACAAGACAACGCCGAUGACGCGGAAGACGACUACAGUCCAUCGCCGACGGCCAACUACAGGGUCCGUAAGGAGAAGAGGCUGGUCCAUGGCCACGAGGUCGAGACUGAGAUCUACAACUUUCCCGCGCCGGGCCAGAGCGUAGAGGAGAUGGAGGUUGAGGAGGCACAGGCCGGUGAAAGGACACGAGCUGGCGAGACCGCGCGGACACCAUUGAGCGAGGCUGCCGAAGCGUCUACGCCUAUCCAGAGCACUGGAGACUAUGCCGUUGCCACCCCAGCCCCUCCUAGGUUGAACACGUUUGAGCCCCAGUCACCGUACCGGUUCUCGACGGACUCACCCGCCAAACGCGGCUACGGCUUGGACAUCAGCAUCGACAUUGACGCCGACGCAGACGCAGAUUACACGGUCGAGAUUGACAUCGAGUCUGAACCGCACAUCGGGCCACACGGCACAGCUCUGCAGCACCAACGAUGGAUGGAGCGCCACCUCUCAAUCCAGGAAAGAGGGAUACGCACAGGCGACGUUGAGACACCUCUGCGUGCAGCGCACGCGUACCUCGAUUCCCAGGAGGGGGAUGUAGAUGAGCGCUCAGAGGCGUAUUGGCGCUUCCUGCGCGAGUUCCUCAAACACCCUCUUGGUGGGCGACCGGCACUGGACCUCGUCCGAAGGCAGGCGGCCGAGGGUGUACCCUUCACUGUCAAGGGUGCUAUUACCGCCUUCAAGGCCGCGCGUAACUUUCGCCCCGUGUUGAGAGAUCUACUCCCGAUCUUGCCGGCCGAGAUGACCACUGAACUCGUCUACAUCUUUGCCGUUGCGCUCGUGAAUGAACAGCGCGUGCCACCUGACGCAGUACGGGCCAUGAUCGGGCAGAGUCUCGCCGCCGUCCGUCAAGACCGCGGGCUCCCGCCGCUGUCCUCACCAACUGAUGACUCGUCACUAGCCGUCUCCGCGGACACAUUGCCAAGACCGAACCCAGCUCCAGUGAACGUCUCGGCACUACCAACGUCCCGAGAAAUGGACGAGAUCACGAGCCGCACAGAAGUCCCCUCGAUCGAAUGGAGCCCCGAGCUCUUCUUCCCGAUCAUCCUCGCAUAUAUGCCCCACGCAGACUUCCGCGGUGCACUCGGCACGUUGAACGACCUGCGCGCCGCAGCGCGUAUGAAGCGCGAACGUACAAUCGCGGCGGGCGAAGAGUGGCCCGGAGAGCACGCCCAGGCAAUCACGAAAUGCUACACGGCCGUGAUGAGCCUAUGGCUCCGUUCGCAACUGGCCGAGGAUGACGGGGCCGCACAUCUUGGACGAGUGGGUCGUCGCCUCGGCAGCGCGGUUCCUCAUCGCCUGGCGGUGGACCUUGGCAAUCUCCUUGCGCCAGCCGGGGGUAUGAAAACUGGAGCGAUGGAUGCGGCCGAUCCUAUCCGCUCGCUCAGUCUCGCCCUCGACGCGGCCGAUAGUGCGGGUCAACGCGAUGGCAAGUACCACUUCCGCAACCCGUUCCUGAACGCGUGGUUGAAUGCCGAACGCGCUGCCGGUAACGCCGGAACAGCGUCGGGCGUGUGGUCCCUCCUCUCUGGCCAGAGCAUCGCCGCCAGCGUGGCAGGCGUCCGCUCACCCCGCACCCCAAAUCCUGAGGGAUACCAAGCCCUCUUCCGUCUCCUGCGGCAAUAUCCGCCCGCGUCGUACCGUCCAGUCGUGGCCACCGUCCUCGAGGGCGAGGUCACGACCGAGGUGCUGAACAUGAUGCUCUCUGCUGCCAGUUUCGUCCCCAAGCGCGCGCGGACCGACUGGGCUGCCCUCACGCCGCCAUGGGAACCAGCGGCCCGACAGCCUCUCCGCGCCCCGGCGCAUGUUCCCUCUCCUGAUCUGCCGCUCAUCUUCGUGCUUGCCGAGGAACACACCCAUCUGAUGAACCACCAAAGCGUCAACAUUAUCUGUGCGGCACUCAUUCGCGCUGCCCGAAUCACCACCACUGCUCGCGGCGUCGAGCACCCCGUCCUCCUGUCAUCUCCUGCGGCGGCCUUGACUAUGCCAGAAUGGAAGUGGCUGGAACAGUCUCUGUGGAGUACGGAGAUGUCUGAGGCGCAUAGAACAAACCGUGGCGCUCACAAGCCUCCCCCGAUUCCAGUCGACGCUGCAGACCUAUGGGACACGGAACGCUGGCGCGGCCAAAUAUCUGAAGGGGAAGGCCGCGCUCGCUGGCUCCUCAUUGACCACAUUGCGCGUCCCCUCCGCCGCCAACUUGUCGAGGGGAUGAUUGAGAUGGCCCGCGGUGUGAGCGGGACCAAUGCCGAGAUAUUCACGGCCGAAUUGAGGCUGUUACAAGACGACAUGCGCCCCGUUGGGGAGAUUGGAGGGAGGGCGGACAAGAUUGCAGACGAGCUCGAGUUAGAACUCGAGCUUGUCGUUCCGCCGCCGGCAUUUGUUCCAGGCAGGAAAGAUAGGGUGUGGAGUGGCCAGGGGAGGAGGAGGAAGGGAAUGACUCGGAGCGCGGCGACCAAGUCGGCUCUGCAGGGGUUUUUUGACAUGAUGGACGAGGACGAGACGGCAUAG
This is a messenger RNA of Cutaneotrichosporon cavernicola, 2904 nucleotides long. RefSeq lists its product as uncharacterized. NCBI's taxonomy places the organism in Eukaryota, Fungi, Basidiomycota, Tremellomycetes, Trichosporonales, Trichosporonaceae. The coding region runs from base 1 to 2904 and encodes 967 amino acids. The record is from RefSeq and is a predicted model, not a curated record. The transcript has a single exon.